This is a messenger RNA of Emiliania huxleyi CCMP1516, 819 nucleotides long. RefSeq lists its product as hypothetical. NCBI's taxonomy places the organism in Eukaryota, Haptophyta, Isochrysidales, Noelaerhabdaceae. The transcript has 2 exons. Bases 1 to 819 code for a protein of 272 amino acids. The record is from RefSeq and is a predicted model, not a curated record.
AUGGGGCGGCGCGAGGCAAGCGGCGCCGCGGCCGUGGCAGGCGCGAGCAGCGAUGCGUGGGUCGCGGCGGCGGCGGCGUCGGUGAGGGCGGCGAGCACGGCGGCGGCGGCGGCGGCGGCGGGCGGCGCGGCGGGCGGCGCGGCGGGCGGCGCGGCGGGCGGCGCAUUGGAGAGGACGGUGCGGCAGAGCGGGCUGCCCCUAGGGCUGCCCUCCGCAGAGCCCUUCCCAAAGGCGGAGGAGGCGAUGCGGCGCGGCGAGGCGCUGCUGGCGGAGCUCGAGGCGGAGGCGGAGGCGGAGGCGCGCAGCAAGGAGAGCAAGAGGAGCAAGAAGAGGAAGAAGAAGAAGGGCAAGGGCGAGGCCGUGGGGCCAUCGCAGGGCGAGGCGUCGCAGGGCGAGGCGGAAGUCGCAAAAGAGACGGAGGAAGAGGCGGCGGCGGAAGCCGCGGAGGCGGAGGCCGUCGCCGCGGCGGUGGCGGUGGAGGUGGCGGCGGUGGCGGUGGAGGUGGAGGCGGCAGCGACGAAGGCGGAGGCAGUCGAGGCGGAGGCGGAGGAGGCGACAGCGGAGUCGGGGCCUGCCGAGCUGCUGCCGCUGCUCGCGGAGAUCUCGCUGGCAGACGCCAGCUUCGAUACCGGCCGCCCUGUUCCCGAGUCCACCCUAGGCGGCGAGACCACGUGCAUCAUAUGCUUCACAAACCCAAAGUCGCACGUCGCGGUGCCUUGCGGCCACUUGUGCGCUUGCGGGCCCUGCUCGGACCGCAUGUCGGCCUGCCCGUACUGCCGUGAGCCUGUUGCGUUGUGGGUGCUCACGCGCCCUGUCUAG